AUGCUUUCUUCUUACACUAACAGUAAAUAUAUAUAUUGGACUAUAAAUUGGACUUUAUGGACAACAGACGACGCUGGUAGAGCUGUCAAAAUUACUUCUGUUGGUACCGUAUCGAAAUGUGUACAAAUUCUUGAAUCAAAAUUACCACAUUUUCUUAAACAUGUUUUCAUCAAACGUGAACAAUCAAAAUAUUUUGAAUCAAUUAAACUAAAUACCACCGAUCAAUAUUGUCUUCUUCAAUAUGAUUAUUCCGAAAAUUUCUCAACUGUCCAUCAGAAUGGAAUUCAAUUGGCACAUUUUUCAAAAAAACAACUUUCUCUAUUUACUGCUCAUGUCUGGGCAGGUGCACAAAAUUAUUCUUAUGUUCUAGUGUUCAAUAAUCAAACACAUAAUAAACAUACUGUAUCACAGUGUCUUGACCAUAUUUUUACACAUUCACAAUCAUCAUUACCAAAUCCACAAGAAAUCGUGAUAUUUAGUGAUGGUAGUGCAUCUCAAUUUAAACAACGAUUUCUAUUUAAAAAUUUAACGACAUUAGCCCGUGAUUUUAAUUUUUUGCUUUCAUGCCAUUUCUUUGCCACAAGCCACGGAAAGGUUAGUGAAUAA
Messenger RNA from Didymodactylos carnosus, 606 nucleotides. The record is from the annotation of a GenBank genome assembly. Lineage: Eukaryota; Metazoa; Rotifera; Eurotatoria; Philodinida; Philodinidae.